Meloidogyne enterolobii is the source of this 1045-nucleotide messenger RNA. The record is from the annotation of a GenBank genome assembly. Lineage: Eukaryota; Metazoa; Nematoda; Chromadorea; Rhabditida; Meloidogynidae.
AUGGCAGAAACAUUACGAAAAGCAGUUAUUUUCUGCUCUACUAUUUUUACAUUGAUAGGAAUGGGUCUUUCUAUUGCAGCAAUUUUGACUCCAUCAUGGCAGGUAGUAAAUCUGCAAGAGUAUAACUCAAUUCAUGAACAUGGCCUCUGGUUGGACUGCAUAAGGCAUACUCGCGACGGAGGUGGUGUCCUCCUUCGGAGAUAUGCAACAAUGAAUGAACCUUUGCAUUGUGUUUACAAAUUUGACUACGAUAAGUAUUCUGGCACAUUUGACCUAGAGGAUGAUAAUUCACCUGUUGGUGAAGUAAAUCGGCAUAAAUUUUAUGGAUGGCAUACUUCAACGUUGAUAAUGCUUGCUCUUGCCCUGAUCACUUCAUUCUUCUCAAUUUGUCUUGGUGCUUGUGGGUGUUGUUACGCAUCUCUUUCAUUGUUAUUUACAGCUACAACUUUGUUGACCACAUUUCUUUCAUCCGUUGCCGAAGGUGUCUUUUUCUUCUUUUCCCAUAGAGCAGACAAUCGUUUCAUCAAGGGUAUUGUCGGCACCUAUGAGCAAAGGGUUGGCCUAGCUUUUUUCCUUCAAAUGGCUGCUUGUUUCUUUCAUUUUAUUGCCUUUUUAAUUGCCAUGCUGGCCACAUAUUUUGCUUUUACACAAAAAGGAGUUGUUUUGGAUCGUGAGCGAUAUUCAUUGCAAAAUUCGUCCAAAACUAAUAUCACAAAUAUGGGAAGAUCUAUGGAAUUCGAACAUCCUGUAUUCGUUCAACAAGCACCACCUCCAACCAGGCCAAGAACGGCCGCACCGUACAACUUGAAGCAAACAGACAUGGAUUUUGGGCGCAGUGUAGCAGAUUCAAUGCCUGAACUAAGUCGUGAUAGGAGCUAUCCAUCUGAUAUUGCCAUGGGAGGAAGAAUUAGCCGCAAAUCAGAAACUUGCGUUUGAGACUGCCUUGUAAAUUACAAAAUGCCCUCCGAUCUCUGUAAAUUUACAGCUACAACAUAAUUGACUUUCACUAUCACUUACUUGCCAACUUUUUAACUUGAAAGAUUUU